Rhodofomes roseus is the source of this 2070-nucleotide messenger RNA. RefSeq lists its product as uncharacterized. Bases 1 to 2070 code for a protein of 689 amino acids. The transcript is spliced from 2 exons. Lineage: Eukaryota; Fungi; Basidiomycota; Agaricomycetes; Polyporales; Fomitopsidaceae. The record is from RefSeq and is a predicted model, not a curated record.
AUGCGCUCUCUGACCGUGAUCACCACUGUGCUCUUCCUGGCACAGCAAUCCUCGGCAGCGCCUCUGCGCGCGUCCCCCCUACCUGCCUCUUACGUGGCCGAUAGCGGCGCCGUCACCUCAGGUAAAUCGGCAGCUCAGCCCGUCUCCGACGCUGUUCGACCGCUCGAGGCCGCCCAGCCACCGUGCAACAUCGGACGCACCGAUGUGGCCAACCCCGAUAAUAUGUUCAACGGACUUCAUGACGGCAAGGUUCAACCCCCGCACGCGUUGCCCCGGUCCCAGUAUGCCCAGCUGCUCCAACAAUGUAUCUCAAACCCAAACUCCAACCACGCCGCUGAUGUGCGAGAUCAGGCGAGCGUCAUUGCGUUAAGAGGCGCCCCUAACCCAAAGAACACACCGAUGAAACGGGCGGACACAGGCUAUGCUCCGUACGCUAGCUAUCCGGGAUAUGAUGCCUCGGGCGUUAUCACCGCCCCAGGCGGCUCGACGUUUUCGGACGGCGGCUCCACGGACGGCACUAAUGCUGACAGUUCCAGUGGUUAUGUCUCGAUGGAGGGCUACGAUGCCUAUGCAGGGUCCGAGGGGUACAGUCCAUACACAACAGCGGACAGCGUAUCGCCUAGCGCCUCCAACCCUUCCACUGGCUCGGACAUCCAAGGGACCACAGGCGCUCCUGCUGGUACCGGGGAGAACGAGGCAGACGGUGUGACGCCCGCUCCUGCUGGCAACGGAGAAAGGCCUUCCGGCAACAACUCUGGCAACACUAUCCAGACUGCCAACAGCAAGUCUGCUGCGACAGGUGCAUCGGGCGCGAAUAAUGGCGUCAAUGCCGACGGCUCCUCUGCUUCAGAUUCGAGCCCGAGUUCCGGCGUCUCUGUCACUGCAACCUCUGGAAAUGGGGAAGGGACUUCCGACAAUGGGUCGGACGGCACGCUUGAGGACGUGAACAACGAGUCUGCUGCGACAGCUAGCUCGGGCACGGACAACGGCGCCAACAGCGACGACUCCUCUGCCGCCAACAGCGACGACUCCUCUGCCGCCAACUCGAACGCGACCUCUGGCGUCUCUGCGACGAUAUCCUCCGAUUCCAACCAGCCACUUGACAAUGGCAACGGUUCCGCUGCAAACAACGGCGACUCCGGUCCUGACUCUGGCACGCAUCACGGUGUCAUUGCUACGAAUGGGGACGGUACCUCGGGGGAUGGUAAUGACUCUGCCGCGGACUCUGCUGCCAACGGCGACAAUUCCUUGGAGGCUUCGGCGAGCGAAGACGGUGACGACGACUCCGAGGCGGCUCUGAACGUCACAAACGGCGGUGAUACCUCAGACAACGGUGACAACAGCGACGACAACGGCGACGACUCCUCUGGUCUGACAGCCACGGGAGACGUGGCUGUCCCCUCUGUGUCUUCUGACACUGGCGAUACUUCUGCGACUUCUGGCGACUCGGACACUGUGAACGAUGGGUCGAGCGGCGACGACGCGGCGACGCCCGCUUCGUCUGGUGGCACCUCGACCGACGGUGUGAUUGCCACAGGUAGCGUGGAUGGUCCUGUUGCGUCUUCUGACGACGACACUUCUGGGAUAGCCAGCGAUGUGCCCGACGACGUUGACGCGACGGCAACCGCCUCGUCUGACGACUCCUCCGCCGAUGGAACGACGACCGACACAGGCUCCACGGGAUCUAGCGCAACCUCUAGCACAGGCGAUGCUUCAGUCAGCUACGAGGGAUACUCAGCGAACGGCUUUGAACGGUUCUCAGGUUUGCACUCGGGUGCUUCUACCAAAAGUCCUGGCAGCACCACCGGGACUUCUAGCGGCGACUCGAAUGUUUACGAUGCGGUCGAGUCCAUUGGCAGCGGGGCAGGAGACCAGAGCGACAACACAGCCAGCACGUCCACCCACUCAAACGCUAUCUGCAUCGGCUUGAUCUGCCUCGACGUCGGCCUUGGGGACGACUUGUCGGAGAGUGAGGCAGUGGCGACCGUGCCUGCUCUGGGUAUUACCUCAUCGUCGGACAAGUGCGACUCGAACGGCGAUGUGAACCUCUGUGUGAACCUGGGCUCGUGA